AUGGCAUGUUGUGGGGCUUUAGUAGAAGCGAAGGACCAAAUCUUCAUCACGGCUUUCAAGCUCUCACCUGAUUUACGUAUUCGUCCGGGCUCGGAGCUGGAGCUCAAGGAUGUAUUGCUCAGCAAAGCAAGAGACGGGGUCCAUAUUUACGUCUUGAUUUACCGAGGAGUUCCCUUGAUACAAGAUAUGGGAGCCAUCACCGUCCAAAAAACACUGCAUUCAUUGCACGAGAACAUACACGUAAUGUGUCAUCCAAAAAUAGCAUUUAAUCGCCGUGGAAUCAUGUGGUCUCACCAUGAAAAAUUGGUCGUCAUAGAUCAAAGUGAGGUCUUUUUGGGAGGUAUUGAUCUAACAUACGGACGGAGAGACGAUCACCAUCACCUCGUUCGGGAUAAUAAAAUGUCUGAUAUCACCUCAGAAGCUCAUCCUUAUUACACGGCCAGAAUGCCUUGGCACGAUGUUCACAUGAACAUCACCGGAGAAGUGGCACGCGAUUUCACGAGGCAUUUCAUAGAGAGGUGGAACUACGUUCGACGUGAUCUUCGACUGAGGAAUUCGAAGCAAUUUCCGGUCCUCUGCCCACUGCCGGAAAUGACCAAUUCACACAUAAAAGGAUGUUAUCAGAGAGAAGUCCGCGUCGAUAGCCAGGAGAGUAGUGAACCGACAAACCCAGUGACUUAGCUUAUUUUCGAUCGUAUAAUCAGAGCGCACAAGAAACAGGAAACCUUCAAGGUUUUCCUCGUGAUUCCAUUGCUUUCUGAUAUGCCAGGAUAGCUGGGCACUGAGACUUGCACUUCUCAAAAAGCUUUGCUAAGAUGGACUCACGCUUCCCUGAGUAAAUCUCCGUGCUCCAUCAUUGGAAGACUUCGGAGUGCCGGCGUCACUCGAUGGCAAGACUAUUUGUCAGUCUGCAGUCUGAGGCAAUUUGGGAUGCUUAAUGGAGUCCCCAUAACGGAAAUAGUUUAUAUCCAUUCUAAGCUGAUGAUUGUUGACGAUAUGAUUUGCAUCUUGGGCUCGGCCAAUAUUAAUGACCGUAGUUUGCUAGGCGACAGAGACUCCGAGCUGUGCGUCGUUCUGCAAGAUGAUCGCAGGACUGAAAAAAGUUUCUAGGGACUGAAAAGAACUUAUUUCAACACCGGUGACUUCACUACGCAAGCCUCUCAAGCAUCGGUGGGAUUUUCUUCGGACUCAGAAGAUAGUCUCCAAAGUACUGUUGGCGAUUUAGAACAAGACAAAACAUUGAACACCGU
Messenger RNA from Hyalella azteca, 1250 nucleotides. RefSeq names its product phospholipase D1-like. Gene Ontology annotation, molecular function: catalytic activity. The transcript has 4 exons. NCBI's taxonomy places the organism in Eukaryota, Metazoa, Arthropoda, Malacostraca, Amphipoda, Hyalellidae. The record is from RefSeq and is a predicted model, not a curated record.